UGGCUAUUUAUGCGACCACCUCACCACCAAAACUACCUCAGCGCCGGCACAAUGGAAGACCGGGAACCCAAUAACUCCGCCUCUUUCUCUUCAACCACCGCGGCCGCCGCCGUCACCGCCAUCUCUUCCUCUUCAUCCUUCUCUUCUAUCCCCUCGUCUUCCGGCCCGAAUGCCUCGCCCCAAUCAGCGCACACCGUCUCCAACAACACCAAGGCUCGCAAAUGUAGUUCUAGAUCUAAGAAGCGAGAGGCCGAGGCCGCCGCUGCUGAUGCCGCCGGAGCUAAGAAGAAAACCAGUGAUGGGAAACACCCUGUCUACAGCGGGGUCCGGAAGCGGAGUUGGGGCAAAUGGGUGUCGGAGAUCCGCGAGCCGCGGAAGAAGUCCAGGAUCUGGCUGGGCACCUUCCCGACGGCCGAGAUGGCGGCACGAGCCCACGAUGUCGCCGCGCUCGCCAUUAAAGGCCAGGAGGCGCGCCUCAACUUCCCCCACUUGGCCGCCGAGCUCCCGCGCCCUGCUUCCGCGUCGCCCAAGGACAUCCAGGCGGCGGCCGCCCUCGCCGCCGCCUGCACAUCGUUCGAGUGCGGCCGUGAUCCCAUGCCGCCGGACGCCGCAUCGACCCCCUCGACGAGCGAUUCAGACGAAAUGCUGUUCGACCUCCCCGAUCUGUUUCUGGAUGGGAGGGAAGGGUUCUGCUACUCAGCUUCCUCUUCGUCUUCCUCGUGGUUUGUGGUCGCCCCGGAUGACGCAAUCGAGUUCCGAAUAGAGGAACCAUUCCUGUGGGAGCACUAUUAGAGCUCAUGGUCGCCAUGCACUUUGGUGUUCUCCAUAUCUAAUUUGCUGCCAUGAGCAGUCGAUUCAGAGCUCCCCUUCGAUGGUGAUCAGAGCUCUUCCACUCUCGCCCGAUCAGCUAAAACAUCAUUUUCGCUCGAAUUCACAGCCGCUUGGUGGCUUUCUCACCCAAAGCCAAUUCCAUUCCUCCACUUCCAUGUACAGUAAGUAAUCAGGCAAUAUAUAUUUCAUUUUCUUAACUUUUCUUUUGUCCAAAAGCUUGUUUUUAUUUGUUGAUAUUAGAGAAACAAUUAAUAAUGAUCAAAUUCUCUGUAUGCAAGGAAUAAGAAUCAAACGGGUGGUUAUUUUUUUAGACUA
Molecule: messenger RNA, 1146 nt
Organism: Zingiber officinale
Lineage: Eukaryota; Viridiplantae; Streptophyta; Magnoliopsida; Zingiberales; Zingiberaceae
Product: ethylene-responsive transcription factor ERF039-like
Exons: 1
Coding region: 10-792 (260 amino acids)
Biological process (GO): regulation of DNA-templated transcription
Molecular function (GO): DNA-binding transcription factor activity; DNA binding
Source: RefSeq, a predicted model, not a curated record